This is a messenger RNA of Heterocephalus glaber (naked mole-rat), 6070 nucleotides long. It is a transcript of the gene Abi2, whose product is annotated as abl interactor 2. Gene Ontology annotation, biological process: neuron migration. The record is from RefSeq and is a predicted model, not a curated record. NCBI's taxonomy places the organism in Eukaryota, Metazoa, Chordata, Mammalia, Rodentia, Bathyergidae. Gene Ontology annotation, cellular component: lamellipodium; actin-based cell projection; SCAR complex. Gene Ontology annotation, molecular function: SH3 domain binding; signaling adaptor activity.
CUCGGCCUGCCGGCCCGCGCCCCGCCUCCGGCCCGUCGCUCCCUCCCGUCCGAUUGACCUCUGGGGGUGCCGCUCGCUGCGUCCGCCCGCCCGCCUGCGUCCCCGCAGCCGUUGCCGCUGCGCCUGUUCUCCAGACUCGGGGCCGCCGUCCAGGCGGGCUGCAUGAGGAGGUGGCGGAGGAGGAGGAGGAUGUGAAGAUGGCGGAACUGCAGAUGCUGCUGGAGGAGGAAAUCCCGGGGGGCCGCCGGGCCCUCUUCGACAGCUACACGAACCUGGAGCGUGUGGCCGACUACUGCGAGAACAACUACAUCCAGUCAGCAGAUAAACAACGAGCCCUAGAGGAAACCAAAGCCUACACCACCCAAUCAUUAGCAAGCGUUGCCUACCUGAUAAACACCUUGGCCAACAAUGUCCUGCAGAUGCUGGAUAUCCAGGCAUCCCAGUUACGAAGGAUGGAAUCUUCAAUCAAUCACAUUUCACAAACAGUUGAUAUUCAUAAAGAGAAAGUGGCAAGAAGAGAAAUUGGUAUUUUAACUACCAAUAAAAACACUUCAAGGACACACAAGAUUAUUGCUCCAGCCAACCUUGAACGACCAGUUCGUUAUAUUAGGAAACCUAUUGACUAUACAAUUCUAGAUGACAUUGGACAUGGAGUAAAGUGGUUGCUUAGAUUUAAGGUGAGUACCCAAAAUAUGAAGAUGGGUGGGCUGCCACGUACAACACCUCCAACUCAGAAACCACCUAGCCCCCCUGUGUCAGGGAAAGGGACACUUGGGCGGCACUCCCCCUAUCGCACACUGGAGCCAGUGCGUCCUCCAGUGGUACCAAAUGAUUACGUACCUAGCCCAACCCGUAAUAUGGCUCCCUCGCAGCAGAGCCCUGUGAGGACAGCUUCUGUGAAUCAAAGAAAUCGAACUUACAGCAGUGGGAGUAGUGGAGGAAGCCACCCAAGUAGUCGGAGCAGCAGUCGGGAGAACAGUGGAAGUGGGAGUGUGGGGGUUCCUAUUGCUGUUCCUACUCCGUCACCUCCCAAUGUUUUUCCAGCCCCUGCUGGCUCUGCCGGCACUCCUCCCCUUCCUGCUACUUCUGCAUCUGCCCCUUCCCCUCUUGUUCCUGCUACCGUCCCCUCCUCCACUGCCCCAGACGGUGCUGCUGGGGGUGCCCAGACCCUUGCUGAUGGCUUCACUUCUCCAGCUCCCCCUGUUUCUUCCAAUCCACCUACAGGCCAUCCUGUUCAGUUCUACAGCAUGAACAGGCCUGCUGCUCGCCACACGCCCCCAACCAUAGGAGGCUCCCUGCCCUAUCGACGCCCUCCCUCUAUAACAUCACAAGCAAGCCUUCAGAACCAGAUGAAUGGUGGACCUUUUUAUAGCCAGAAUCCAGUAUCUCUUGCUCCUCCUCCUCCUUCCAUCCUACAGGUAACUCCUCAGUUACCUUUAAUGGGAUUUGUGGCCAGAGUCCAAGAAAAUAUUUCAGAUACACCACCUCCACCACCACCUGUAGAAGAACCGGUCUUUGAUGAGUCCCCACCUCCACCCCCUCCUCCAGAGGAUUAUGAAGAGGAGGAAGCGGCUGUGGUCGAGUACAGUGACCCCUAUGCUGAGGAGGACCCGCCCUGGGCACCGAGGUCUUACUUGGAAAAGGUUGUGGCAAUUUAUGAUUAUACAAAAGACAAGGAAGAUGAGCUGUCCUUUCAGGAAGGAGCCAUUAUUUAUGUCAUCAAGAAGAAUGACGACGGUUGGUAUGAGGGAGUUAUGAAUGGAGUGACUGGGCUCUUUCCUGGGAAUUAUGUUGAAUCUAUCAUGCAUUAUUCUGAGUAAAGCUCAGCAGGGCUGCACUUUCCUCACAGAAACAGUCAGGUCUUCCCAGACUAUUUGAAGGCCCUGGGGAUUUCCCUUCAGUGAAGUAGAAUGAAGGAUACAAAUGAUAAAAACUACUUAUUUUUUUGGUUUAUCCUCCAGUAUUAAAACAAAAACAAGAAAGCAAGCCAAGUCUGAACACAUGGAUCUUUCUGUCAUUUGUACUAUGCUGAGCUGUCUGGAUUGAAAUAAAGUGACCAUUUCUGAGUAUGUCAGAGGAAUAGCAACAUAACUAUGUAGCUAAAGUAAAUCAGAUUAAGACUGAUCCAGGAAAAAACCCAGGAUCUUUCUCAGGAAUACUGUACAUCCUUGGGAUUUCCCUUCCUGCAAAAUCUGUGGCAGUGAGCCCUCCACAUUGCCUAUGCUAUGGGGUUAACCUCAUGGUCCAGUGGGUACCCUAGCCUCUCAAUUUCUUCCACUUGUAUAAAGAGGAAGGAACGGACAUUUAAAUACCAUACUUAACUAUUUUUAGAAUUGUUUCAGAUGGCUCUUUUUCUCUUUAACACUGUAAAUUCUGCAUUCUCUCAGUACUUGAGUGUGCCAGAUGAGUAAAUGCUGAACUCGCUUGCAUCUGAUCAUGUAUCUGUUUGUAGAUAUAGGAUGAUGAAGUGUGAAUCUCCAAACAUUCUGAGUGUGGUUAACAGCGGCCAUGGUUUGAUUUUGAUGGGCUGCUGCAUGAGACUGCCUUGCGCUCAUGGUCAUUGUACCAGCUGUGAAAUGUGGUAGGCCAGCUUGUGUGCAGAGUUGGUGUGUGAAGCUAGACGUGAAGGUUCCUAAGACUCUGAGGGAGUAAAACAAGAAUAUGUCCCUCAGCAGGCCUGCUGAAUCCUUGCCUUCAGUGCUGCUUCAAGGAGUAGUUCUUGGAGGUCAGACCAGCUGUUACUUCUUUUGCUUUUUAGAAAAACUCUAGUUUUUGUUUUGAAAGAAUAGCAGUUAUUUUCAAGUCUCUUGACAGUCACUGGGAUUACAAGGCUGCUAAUGUGCUCUCUGAAUGUUAGAAAUGGCCAGUGUUAGCUGCUGCUGACUCACAUCUCAUUGAGCUUUAGGAAAGGUAAAUACUUGCCUGAUUUUGCCUGAACUCUACAGUAGCUGCUCUUAGUAAGAAUUUGAACCUUAUAUCUCAGAAUAAGACUAUUAUGGAAUAAGAUUAAUAUGCCAAAAUAUCCAUUUACAUUGAUAAAAUCAAAAGAACUUUGAGAGAAACAAACAGUAAGCACCCACCUCUGUACAUGACAGCUUCAACUCAGUGGAAUUUGUAGGUCCAGUGGUUUUAAUCAUUACCUUUGUAAUCAAUAUUAAAUACUGAAAAACAUCCAGGAGGUGGUAGGUGCUCAGUAGGUGAAUAUGGUGACAGUGGGCCAGCCCUGGGGCAUGUCCAGAGCUGCCAGUGUGGCUUCUUAGUCCAACAACUUGGCCAAAAUAGUGUCACCACGUAACCUCCCUGUGCUUGUGAAAGGGGAGAGGCAAUAGCUGCAUAUGUUUCAAAUGGAGGCCUUUAGCUUUAUGGUAGCAUAGCUAGAAGUUGCUUGGAAAAGGAAUGUGUGUAGUAGUGUGUGAAGAAAUGCAGACAGUAUAGGCAGAAGUUCAUAUUCCACUUGUGGAUGUUACCAAAGCAUAAAACUUGAUCACCAUUUAACUGAGACCCACCCAUAGAGUUUGCUUAUCAAGACUUUUGUUUUAAACUUGUAGUUUAAAAAAAAACCAAACCAUUAUAAGUUAGCAGGUUUGCUUUUAAGAUAAUGGCCCUCAAUGUUCUCUGAGCCUUUAACCCCAUUUAACCCAAAUCAGACUAUACUUGGAUAGGUUAAAAUUUUCUUGUUGAAAAUAAUGAUUUAAGUAGCUUUUGGCUGAGGAAGUGUAGUGCAUUAAUAGGCAGAGGGUGUUUCAGAACCCAAUAACUCCAGUAGAUCACUACCACCAGAGAGCAGUGACAGCGGCAGAAAGCAGAGCUGGUGGCCCCACUGGAUGUGCAUCUGUUGGACCCUUGCUAAAUCGGAAUGCAUGGAAGACACUGGUGAAGAUCUGAUGCUGAAGACCUGCAGUAGAGGAUCCAUGGGUCAGCUGAUUUUUUCCUAUAUUAUUUAGUACCAAUGUGUGUGAUUUGGGCGGGGGGGCAUAUUUUAAAUUUUUAAUAGUUUUGAAUUCUGUAGAUUGUCUCGGAAGGAUAUUAUAAUUAUGAGCCAGGCCUACCAUAAUUGGAGACUUUAAUGUAUGUAAUAUCAUAUAGAUUGCAUGCUAUUAAUAGUCUGUGAGGGUAGUAUUUCCUGUUUCACUGUAAGUUUCUCCCAUUUAUCCUCUUAUAAGCUAAAAGAUGGUAUUAGGAAUUUCAGAUGAAUUCAGAUCUUAAAUGCUUCAAAGAUGUAUUAAUACUGUAGCAAAGAUGAUCUGAGAUUAAAAUCUGCUGACCAUUAAGCCACCAUUUUACCAGGACAGAGGGAGUUUAAUGAAAGGCUGUUCUUCCUUCUGGAAGUUUUUGACUCUGUGGCCACUUUUUUUUCCCCCUUAAAAAAAAAGUGGAGUGACUAUCCCAUUUUGGUAUUAAUAUUUGAAAGUUUAUGGGAAUAUGAAUUGAAAAUACACUUUCUUGUUGUGUUUGGCCAUGGCCAAGGUAGUAAAUUGGAAACAAAAUCAGUGCCAGUGUUUCAAAAGUCUAGACCUGAGAGAUUCAGCAUACUGUUUGGAAUAAAUAUGAAUCUUUGAAAAUGUCUCUUCAGUAUUUUCCAUCUUUUGGCCACUUCCUUAUCUUCCUCAGAGAUACCUUCUACUCCCAUCUCGGGGUUGGAAAGAGAUUGCUAAUUUUGCUGUGUUCCUAACUCACUAGAUGACAUUUUCAUCUCCCUUUUCCCUUCCUGGUACUGCUACUCUUUAUAGCCCAGCUAGAGAAAAUGUUUUAUGCAUCUUCAGUGAUACCUGUAAUGUAGCUGUGCUCCUUAGCAGUUUUAUGAUGUUGAUUCAAGUUUAAGAUUUUUCUCUUUGGGAGGCAUAAAAGCAAUGGUCAUUUGCCUUUAUCUUUAUGUUUUAGCAGGUGACCUUUCUGCAUUAGGCACUGUUCUUUUACCUUGAAUUACCUUUUCUCAAGGGGAAAGCAUGGAAUGACUUGAAGGCCACCUUUACCUCUGAAAAGGGUUAAGGGAAGAAUUGGCAGGUGACUGCUAUGUCUUUAGAAAGAAUGGGCAUCUAUUCACUUUUGAACUUCCCUGGUCCCUGAUUGUUAGGGUGAUAAUUUUCCCCACAUGCCUUAGGUAAAAUCAUAGAACUUGAGACCUAGAUGAGCUUUUAAGAUUUUUGGUUUAGUCUCAUUUGACUGAUGAGGUUACUUUGUUUCGAUGAACAUUUAGUUGAAAAUAUCAGAGUUCCUGAUUCAAUGCCCAGUAUUCUUUCCACUGCACCACAACUGUCUUAAUUAAAUGUGCUAUUUUUUUCUUUAAAAAUUAGUUUUACUUGAUGUUUUUAAGAAUAUACUUGAAAAGACAUGCCAUAGUUUGGUAAGUAACCAUCAGAGUAUUCAGACUAAAGAAGUACAUUGUGUAACUUUAAUUAGUGCAAAUAAUCUUCAUUUACCCCUCCUAAAACUACACUCCAUAUGAACUUUUCCGUAAAGGUGUAGCAAAAAAAUCCAUUACCAUAGUUCAACAUUGGUAGGAGCACAGCAUAGUAAACAGCCUUAUUUAAGAGAGUCUUAUAAAAACAAGUUACUAAAUAGAGGCAUUGAGCUCAUUACCUUUAAAUUUAUGCUGAAUUGUUUUAUUGAGAAUCUGUAUUAAAUUAUGAAUGAAAUGACAGGGCCUAGCUAUGUAUAAAUGAUCCUUGCUAAAUAUGUUAAGGGUUUUUGUAAACAAAAAAGAAGUUUAUUUUCACAUUAAAAUGAAACCUCUUUUGCAACUUCAGAAUUCUAUGGAAAAGCAGUUUUUAUCAUAUUUUGUGUCCAUGUACCUUUUUUCUUAAGAAAGUGGUUUACAAAAAAGAAUGUAAACAAUUUGCAAUCUGGCCAGUUAUACUUUUUAGCUCCCAGAGAGGGAGAGUUGGUGAUGUUGAGUAAAAACCAUUCAGGAAACUUGGGGAGCAGUCUGUUGCCAGUCAUGUUUGUGUGUGCCAUUAAACCACCUCCACACAAGUGGGGGAACAUUCACUUUUUAAUUUUUUAAUUGUAUUUGGAAUUAAUUAUUGCUGUGUACUAAGAACUUGACCUAAAUAAAAUCACACAAAGCAUA